CGUCCCAAGGAUCAGAAGGAAAGGUAUGUUAAGAUAAGAUUGUGUAUAUGUUUGUAUGCCUUUUUGUCCAAGUUUCCUCUAGGUGGCGUCCCAAGGAUCAAGAAGGAAAGGUAUGUUAAGAUAAGAUUGUGUAUAUGUUUGUAUGCCUUUUGUCCAAGUUUCCUCUAGGUGGCGUCCCAAGGAUCAAGAAGGAAAGGUAUGUUAAGAUAAGAUUGUGUAUAUGUUUGUAUGCCUUUUUGUCCAAGUUUUUUCUAGGUGGCGUCCCAAGGAUCAAGAAGGAAAGGUAUGUUAAGAUAAGAUUGUGUAUAUGUUUGUAUGCCUUUUUGUCCAAGUUUCCUCUAGGUGGCGUCCCAAGGAUCAGAAGGAAAGGUAUGUUAAGAUAAGAUUGUGUAUAUGUUUGUAUGCCUUUUUGUCCAAGUUUCCUCUAGGUGUCGUCCCAAGGAUCAAGAAGGAAAGGUAUGUUAAGAUAAGAUUGUGUAUAUAUUUGUAUGCCUUUUUGUCCAAGUUUCCUCUAGGUGGUGUCCCAAGGAUCAAGAAGGAAAGGUGUGUUAAGAUAAGAUUGUGUAUAUGUUUGUAUGCCUUUUUGUCCAAGUUUCCUCUAGGUGGCGUCCCAAGGAUCAAGAAGGAAAGGUAUGUUAAGAUAAGAUUGUGUAUAUGUUUGUAUGCCUUUUUGUCCAAGUUUCCUCUAGGUGGCGUCCCAAGGAUCAAGAAGGAAAGGUAUGUUAAGAUAAGAUUGUGUAUAUGUUUGUAUGCCUUUUUGUCCAAGUUUCCUCUAGGUGGCGUCCCAAGGAUCAAGAAGGAAAGGUAUGUUAAGAUAAGAUUGUGUAUAUGUUUGUAUGCCUUUUUGUCCAAGUUUCCUCUAGGUGGCGUCCCAAGGAUCAAGAAGGAAAGGUAUGUUAAGAUAAGAUUGUGUAUAUGUUUGUAUGCCUUUUGUCCAAGUUUCCUCUAGGUGGCGUCCCAAGGAUCAAGAAGGAAAGGUAUGUUAAGAUAAGAUUGUGUAUAUGUUUGUAUGCCUUUUUGUCCAAGUUUUUUCUAGGUGGCGUCCCAAGGAUCAAGAAGGAAAGGUAUGUUAAGAUAAGAUUGUGUAUAUGUUUGUAUGCCUUUUUGUCCAAGUUUCCUCUAGGUGGCGUCCCAAGGAUCAGAAGGAAAGGUAUGUUAAGAUAAGAUUGUGUAUAUGUUUGUAUGCCUUUUUGUCCAAGUUUCCUCUAGGUGUCGUCCCAAGGAUCAAGAAGGAAAGGUAUGUUAAGAUAAGAUUGUGUAUAUAUUUGUAUGCCUUUUUGUCCAAGUUUCCUCUAGGUGGUGUCCCAAGAAUCAAGAAGGACAGGUAUGUUAAGAUAAGAUUGUGUAUAUAUUUUUAUGCCUUUUUGUCCAAGUUUCCUCUAGGUGGCGUCCCAAGGAUCAAGAAGGAAAGGUAUGUUAAGAUAAGAUUGUGUAUAUGUUUGUAUGCCUUUUUGUCCAAGUUUUUUCUAGGUGGCGUCCCAAGGAUCAAGAAGGAAAGGUAUGUUAAGAUAAGAUUGUGUAUAUGUUUGUAUGCCUUUUUGUCCAAGUUUCCUCUAGGUGGCGUCCCAAGGAUCAGAAGGAAAGGUAUGUUAAGAUAAGAUUGUGUAUAUGUUUGUAUGCCUUUUUGUCCAAGUUUCCUCUAGGUGGCGUCCCAAGGAUCAAGAAGGAAAGGUAUGUUAAGAUAAGAUUGUGUAUAUGUUUGUAUGCCUUUUGUCCAAGUUUCCUCUAGGUGGCGUCCCAAGGAUCAAGAAGGAAAGGUAUGUUAAGAUAAGAUUGUGUAUAUGUUUGUAUGCCUUUUUGUCCAAGUUUUUUCUAGGUGGCGUCCCAAGGAUCAAGAAGGAAAGGUAUGUUAAGAUAAGAUUGUGUAUAUGUUUGUAUGCCUUUUUGUCCAAGUUUCCUCUAGGUGGCGUCCCAAGGAUCAGAAGGAAAGGUAUGUUAAGAUAAGAUUGUGUAUAUGUUUGUAUGCCUUUUUGUCCAAGUUUCCUCUAGGUGUCGUCCCAAGGAUCAAGAAGGAAAGGUAUGUUAAGAUAAGAUUGUGUAUAUAUUUGUAUGCCUUUUUGUCCAAGUUUCCUCUAGGUGGUGUCCCAAGAAUCAAGAAGGACAGGUAUGUUAAGAUAAGAUUGUGUAUAUAUUUUUAUGCCUUUUUGUCCAAGUUUCCUCUAGGUGGCAUACCAAGGAUCAAGAAGGAAAGGUAUGUUAAGAUAAGAUUGUGUAUAUGUUUGUAUGCCUUUUUGUCCAAGUUUCCUCUAGGUGGUGUCCCAAGGAUCAAGAAGGAAAGGUAUGUUAAGAUAAGAUUGUGUAUAUGUUUGUAUGCCUUUUUGUCCAAGUUUCCUCUAGGUGGCGUCCCAAGGAGGAAAGGUAUGUUAAGAUAAGAUUGUGUAUAUGUUUGUAUGCCUUUUUGUCCAAGUUUCCUCUAGGUGUCGUCCCAAGGAUCAAGAAGGAAAGGUAUGUUAAGAUAAGAUUGUGUAUAUGUUUGUAUGCCUUUUUGUCCAAGUUUUUUCUAGGUGGCGUCCCAAGGAUCAAGAAGGAAAGGUAUGUUAAGAUAAGAUUGUGUAUAUGUUUGUAUGCCUUUUUGUCCAAGUUUCCUCUAGGUGGCGUCCCAAGGAUCAGAAGGAAAGGUAUGUUAAGAUAAGAUUGUGUAUAUGUUUGUAUGCCUUUUUGUCCAAGUUUCCUCUAGGUGGCGUCCCAAGGAUCAAGAAGGAAAGGUAUGUUAAGAUAAGAUUGUGUAUAUGUUUGUAUGCCUUUUUGUCCAAGUUUCCUCUAGGUGGCGUCCCAAGGAUCGAGAAGGAAAGGUAUGUUAAGAUAAGAUUGUGUAUAUGUUUGUAUGCCUUUUUGUCCAAGUUUCCUCUAGGUGGCGUCCCAAGGAUCAAGAAGGAAAGGUAUGUUAAAAUAAGAUUGUGUAUAUGUUUGUAUGCCUUUUGUCCAAGUUUCCUCUAGGUGGCGUCCCAAGGAUCAAGAAGGAAAGGUAUGUUAAGAUAAGAUUGUGUAUAUGUUUGUAUGCCUUUUUGUCCAAGUUUCCUCUAGGUGGCGUCCCAAGGAUCAGAAGGAAAGGUAUGUUAAGAUAAGAUUGUGUAUAUGUUUGUAUGCCUUUUUGUCCAAGUUUCCUCUAGGUGUCGUCCCAAGGAUCAAGAAGGAAAGGUAUGUUAAGAUAAGAUUGUGUAUAUGUUUGUAUGCCUUUUUGUCCAAGUUUCCUCUAGGUGGCGUCCCAAGGAUCAAGAAGGAAAGGUAUGUUAAGAUAAGAUUGUGUAUAUGUUUGUAUGCCUUUUUGUCCAAGUUUCCUCUAGGUGGCGUCCCAAGGAUCAGAAGGAAAGGUAUGUUAAGAUAAGAUUGUGUAUAUGUUUGUAUGCCUUUUUGUCCAAGUUUCCUCUAGGUGGCGUCCCAAGGAUCAGAAGGAAAGGUAUGUUAAGAUAAGAUUGUGUAUAUGUUUGUAUGCCUUUUUGUCCAAGUUUCCUCUAGGUGUUGUCCCAAGGAUCAAGAAGGAAAGGUAUGUUAAGAUAAGAUUGUGUAUAUAUUUGUAUGCCUUUUUGUCCAAGUUUCCUCUAGGUGGUGUCCCAAGAAUCAAGAAGGACAGGUAUGUUAAGAUAAGAUUGUGUAUAUAUUUUUAUGCCUUUUUGUCCAAGUUCCUCUAGGUGGCAUACCAAGGAUCAAGAAGGAAAGGUAUGUUAAGAUAAGAUUGUGUAUAUGUUUGUAUGCCUUUUUGUCCAAGUUUCCUCUAGGUGGCGUCCCAAGGAUCAAGAAGGAAAGGUAUGUUAAGAUAAGAUUGUGUAUAUGUUUGUAUGCCUUUUUGUCCAAGUUUCCUCUAGGUGGCUUCCCAAGGAUCAAGAAGGAAAGGUAUGUUAAGAUAAGAUUGUGUAGAUGUUUGUAUGCCUUUUUGUCCAAGUUUCCUCUAGGUGGUGUCCCAAGGAUCAAGAAGGAAAGGUAUGUUAAGAUAAGAUUGUGUAUAUGUUUGUAUGCCUUUUUGUCCAAGUUUCCUCUAGGUGGCGUCCAAAGGAUCAAGAAGGAAAGGUAUGUUAAGAUAAGAUUGUGUAUAUGUUUGUAUGCCUUUUUGUCCAAGUUUCCUCUAGGUGGCGUCCCAAGGAUCAAGAAGGAAAGGUAUGUUAAGAUAAGAUUGUGUAUAUGUUUGUAUGCCUUUUUGUCCAAGUUUCCUCUAGGUGGCGUCCCAAGGAUCGAGAAGGAAAGGUAUGUUAAGAUAAGAUUGUGUAUAUGUUUGUAUGCCUUUUUGUCCAAGUUUCCUCUAGGUGGCGUCCCAAGGAUCAAGAAGGGAGGUAUGUUAAAAUAAGAUUGUGUAUAUGUUUGUAUGCCUUUUGUCCAAUUUACCUCUAGGUGGCGUCCCAAGGAUCAAGAAGGAAAGGUAUGUUAAGAUAAGAUUGUGUAUAUGUUUGUAUGCCUUUUUGUCCAAGUUUCCUCUAGGUGGCGUCCCAAGGAUCAGAAGGAAAGGUAUGUUAAGAUAAGAUUGUGUAUAUGUUUGUAUGCCUUUUUGUCCAAGUUUCCUCUAGGUGUCGUCCCAAGGAUCAAGAAGGAAAGGUAUGUUAAGAUAAGAUUGUGUAUAUGUUUGUAUGCCUUUUUGUCCAAGUUUCCUCUAGGUGGCGUCCCAAGGAUCAAGAAGGAAAGGUAUGUUAAGAUAAGAUUGUGUAUAUGUUUGUAUGCCUUUUUGUCCAAGUUUCCUCUAGGUGGCUUCCCAAGGAUCAAGAAGGAAAGGUAUGUUAAGAUAAGAUUGUGUACAUGUUUGUAUGCCUUUUUGUCCAAGUUUCCUCUAGGUGGCGUCCCAAGGAUCAAGAAGGAAAGGUAUGUUAAGAUAAGAUUGUGUAUAUGUUUGUAUGCCUUUUUGUCCAAGUUUCCUCUAGGUGGCGUCCCAAGGAUCAAGAAGGAAAGGUAUGUUAAGAUAAGAUUGUGUAUAUGUUUGUAUGCCUUUUUGUCCAAGUUUCCUCUAGGUGGCGUCCCAAGGAUCAAGAAGGAAAGGUAUGUUAAGAUAAGAUUGUGUAUAUGUUUGUAUGCCUUUUUGUCCAAGUUUCCUCUAGGUGGCCUCCCAAGGAUCAAGAAGGAAAGGUAUGUUAAGAUAAGAUUGUGUAUAUAUUUGUAUGCCUUUUUGUCCAAGUUUCCUCUAGGUGGCGUCCCAAGGAUCAAGAAGGAAAGGUAUGUUAAGAUAAGAUUGUGUAUAUGUUUGUAUGCCUUUUUGUCCAAGUUUCCUCUAGGUGGCGUCCCAAGGAUCAAGAAGGGAGGUAUGUUAAAAUAAGAUUGUGUAUAUGUUUGUAUGCCUUUUGUCCAAUUUACCUCUAGGUGGCGUCCCAAGGAUCAAGAAGGAAAGGUAUGUUAAGAUAAGAUUGUGUAUAUGUUUGUAUGCCUUUUUGUCCAAGUUUCCUCUAGGUGGCGUCCCAAGGAUCAGAAGGAAAGGUAUGUUAAGAUAAGAUUGUGUAUAUGUUUGUAUGCCUUUUUGUCCAAGUUUCCUCUAGGUGGCGUCCCAAGGAUCAGAAGGAAAGGUAUGUUAAGAUAAGAUUGUGUAUAUGUUUGUAUGCCUUUUUGUCCAAGUUUCCUCUAGGUGUCGUCCCAAGGAUCAAGAAGGAAAGGUAUGUUAAGAUAAGAUUGUGUAUAUGUUUGUAUGCCUUUUUGUCCAAGUUUCCUCUAGGUGGCGUCCCAAGGAUCAAGAAGGAAAGGUAUGUUAAGAUAAGAUUGUGUAUAUGUUUGUAUGCCUUUUUGUCCAAGUUUCCUCUAGGUGGCGUCCCAAGGAUCAAGAAGGAAAGGUAUGUUAAGAUAAGAUUGUGUAUAUGUUUGUAUGCCUUUUUGUCCAAGUUUCCUCUAGGUGGCGUCCCAAGGAUCAAGAAGGAAAGGUAUGUUAAGAUAAGAUUGUGUAUAUGUUUGUAUGCCUUUUUGUCCAAGUUUCCUCUAGGUGGCGUCCCAAGGAUCAAGAAGGAAAGGUAUGUUAAGAUAAGAUUGUGUAUAUGUGUGUAUGCCUUUUUGUCCAAGUUUCCUCUAGGUGGCGUCCCAAGGAUCAAGAAGGAAAGGUAUGUUAAGAUAAGAUUGUGUAUAUGUUUGUAUGCCUUUUUGUCCAAGUUUCCUCUAGGUGGCGUCCCAAGGAUCAAGAAGGAAAGGUAUGUUAAGAUAAGAUUGUGUAUAUAUUUGUAUGCCUUUUUGUCCAAGUUUCCUCUAGGUGGCGUCCCAAGGAUCAAGAAGGAAAGGUAUGUUAAGAUAAGAUUGUGUAUAUGUUUGUAUGCCUUUUUGUCCAAGUUUCCUCUAGGUGGCAUCCCAAGGAUCAAGAAGGACAGGUAUGUUAAGAUAAGAUUGUCUGCAUGUUUGUCUUUUAUUAAGAUGAUUUAUGUUUAUAUUACAGAUGGAGGAGCCCAGAUGAAAGUUCAGUACUAGACCUGAAGGAAAAUUGUUUCAUUUUAGUUGGCAGAAAAUGAUGAUGCAAAAAGAGCAGAGACACAGACAAUUGCGCCAUUGAUAAAGAUCUGGAAAGAAUCUUAAAGGAAGGAACAAGUGUCAGUCAAGAUGGCAGAUGAGUAGCAACUCCAUGGAAGAUGAAUUAGAUCUUCAACCAAGUCCAAGGCUUUGCCAUGUAAGCAGCAAGCAGCAAGGAUAGCAGCUGGAUUGAAGAUUUAUUAUUACAUUGAUCUUCAACUAAGUCUGAGGCUUUGUCAUGAAAGAA
Messenger RNA from Mytilus trossulus (common blue mussel), 6643 nucleotides. RefSeq lists its product as uncharacterized. The record is from RefSeq and is a predicted model, not a curated record. Lineage: Eukaryota; Metazoa; Mollusca; Bivalvia; Mytilida; Mytilidae. The coding region runs from base 5416 to 6357 and encodes 313 amino acids. The transcript is spliced from 2 exons.